AUGACUUCUCGUGGUCCUAUGCGUCUUUCAAAAAGUUAUCCUCAUCCUCAACAACAACAACAACAACGACAACAACCAUCACCACAACCAUCAUCUCAAUUUUAUCAACCUACAGCUCCUAAUCCUCAAUCACAAACACCUACAUCUUAUGGAGGCGAUUUUACAAUACCUCAACCACAAGCAUCUACAUCUUAUGGUGGUGAUUUUACGAUACCACAAGCACAAGCACCUCCAUCUUAUGCAACUGAUUAUAACAUGCAUCAACCACAAGCAAUGCCUUCAAACAAUACAUUUUUUUCACCACAAUCACAAGCACCUCCAUCUUAUUCAACUGAUUAUAACAUGCCUCAACCACAAGCAAUGCCUUCAAACAAUGCAUUUUUUUCACCACAAACUGCUUUCUAUGCUCCACCAUCUCAACAACAAAUGUUUUCUAAUCAAGCUAUGCCUGGAAUGGAAUAUUUUUCAAGUAAUCCACUUUUUAAUGUUGGUUUAAAUGUUGUUGAACAAGGCAUGAAAGAUAUAACAGGCAAAACUGUUAAUAUGUUGCCAAAUGAAAUGAAAAAAUCUUUAUCAUCAAUAAAAUAUUAUUUUGCUGUUGAUCAAACUUAUGUUCUAAAAAAACUUUGUUUACUUUUAUUUCCAUUUCGACCAAGAAAUUGGUCACUGGCAUAUAGUGCUGAUGAACCUGUACCACCACGUGUUGAUUCAAAUGCACCGGACUAUUAUAUUCCAUUAAUGAGUGCUAUAACAUAUGUUCUUGUAGCUGGUCUUGUUCUUGGUUUAAAGGACAGAUUUACACCUGAACAAUUGGGUAUGCAUGCAUCGUCUGUUCUUGUAUGGAAUAUAAUCGAAAUUUGUAUUCUAUGUUUUACAUUUUACAUUUUUAAUGUUCAAUCGAAAUUACGUACACUUGAUUUAAUUGCUUAUUGUGGUUAUAAAUAUGUUGGAAUGAUUGUUGCAUUAUCAUCAUAUUUAAUAACACAUUCAUUAUUUGUUUAUCAUUGUUCAUUACUUUAUGUUAGUCUAUCAUUAUCAUAUUUUCUUGUUAAAUGUCUUCGUUUACAAAUUUUACCCGAUACAGGUGGAUCUCAACCAUAUGGUUCCGGUGGAAGUAAACGUCGUAUAUAUUUACUUCUACUUAUUGUUAUUCUUCAACCAUUAUUUAUCUGGUAUUUAACACAACAUUUAAUUAUUUAUUAA
Molecule: messenger RNA, 1203 nt
Organism: Rotaria sp. Silwood1
Lineage: Eukaryota; Metazoa; Rotifera; Eurotatoria; Philodinida; Philodinidae
Source: the annotation of a GenBank genome assembly